UCUCGUAUUGACAGGAUCAAUUUUGACAAUCAUCAUUGAAUUUCCUGUUGUGUCAAAUUGUAUUGGAAACUUGUAGCUCGAAUUGAUUGUUGAUUUUAAGGAAGAAAGGAAAUAAAUUCAAUUUAUUUAUAUCCAGCCACUAGCUGCUAGCUUGUUAUUCAAAAUGAUGGACUGUGUGGAAGAAACCAACCAUGAUCCCCUGUCAGCGCCGGCUGCCCAGACCCCUGGCUCCAUAGAUCCUAAGCUGGAGAAGAAGAAACCUAAUGAAAACGUCAGCUUGGCUGAUAAUAGCUUGCUGGUGGACAUAUCAGACGCUCUAAGCGAGAAGGAGAAAGUGAAGUUCACGGUCCACACGAAGACCACCCUGCCGGAGUUCCAGAAGUCGGAGUUUAUAGUGGUGCGGCAGCACGAGGAGUUUGUGUGGCUGCACGACAGAUACGAGGAGAACGAGGAGUAUGCCGGGUACAUUAUCCCACCAGCGCCCCCUAGGCCAGACUUCGACGCAUCUCGCGAGAAGCUACAGCGUCUCGGCGAGGGGGAGGGAGCACUCACUAGGGAGGAGUUCCUUAAGAUGAAGGAGGAAUUGGAGGAUGAAUACCUAGCAACCUUCAAGAAGACGGUGGCGAUGCACGAGGUGUUCCUGCAGCGCCUGGCCGCGCACCCAGUGUUCAGGAACGACUCCCAUCUUCGAGUGUUCCUGGAGUAUGAGCAAGAUCUCUGUGCCAAACCGAGAGGGAAGAUGGAUCUCAUUGGUGGAUUGAAUUUCGGUUUUGGCAGUGGAGAGUCAAAAUCGUUCAGCAAGCAUGUCUAUGAGCAGACCAAACAGACUUCUUUCUUUCUAACCAAUUUGUUCCGAAAUUCCGAUCCGAUUCCGAAAAAACCGAAACAGGCGGAUGUGAUGCGUUCAAUGACGACGACAACAGAUGAGAUCUACCUCGGCGCCACGGUGCGAGACGUCAACGAUUUCUUCGAACAAGAGACCACAUUCCUUCAGGAGUAUUAUUCACAUCUCAAGGAAGCUGUGGCAAAGGUGGACCGGAUGACUACCAAGCAUAAAGAGGUGGCAGACGCCCACAUCAGACUGUCCUCCUGCAUCACUCAGCUGGCGACGAGGGAACAGCCUCCCACCGAGAGGUUCCUCACCAGGGCUGCGGAGACAUUCGACAAGUGUAGGAAAAUCGAGGGUCGCAUGGCAUCAGACCAGGAUCUGAAGCUGGCAGACACCCUCCGGUACUACAUGAGAGACGCUCACGCUGCCAAGGCGGUGCUCGUCCGGAGACUCAGAUGUCUAGCUGCUUACGAAGCAGCCAAUAGGAAUCUGGAGAAAGCCAGAGCUAAGAAUAAGGAUGUACAUGCUCCUUUGGAAGUUCAGGAGGCGGAACAAGCCCAAGCGGACGCUUGCGCCAAAUUCGAGCAGCUGUCUGCGCGUGCGCGGGAGGAGCUCAUAGACUUCCGCACUCGAAGAGUCGCCGCGUUUAAGAAGAGCCUCCUAGACCUAGCAGAGUUGGAGAUCAAACACGCGCGCUCCCAGCAGGAGCUAUUCAGGAAGUCACUACAGGUGUUGAAGGAAUGCCAGUAAUUAUACAUAACCAUGUAAUCUAAUUAUUAUUACAUAUAAAUAUCAUUAAAUAUUAUAAUUUACAUGUUAGUCUCUAGACAGGCGGACUGCAUUUCAAUUGCAAAUUUUAUUUUUAUUAUUAUUUUUUUUAUAAUUUAUUCAAUAAAUUAUACAACUAAAGAUUUACAUUAAUUUCAUGUGAGGUACAACUUAAUUCUAACUAUAAUAUAGCGACCUGCCUGAUCUAGGCUUGUAACAAACCUGUGUUUCAGGCCAUUACUUUACAACAAACAUUUAAAAAGAAGACAACAAUAAAUUGAUUAAAAGCUAAAUUAAAAGAAGACACUUUAAAUUGCAGUUUGAAUGCAGUUGACACGACUGCAAUAGAACUGCAAAUCAAACGUGCAGUCCGAUUGCAGUUGAAUUGCAGUCGGUGUGCAGUUCACAUAAUGCUAGGCUGCACGGUUGGCUUGCAGUACCAUUGCAGUCGUGUCAAUUGCAUUCAAACUGCCCUUGAAUGCAAUUUGCAGUUGGAUUGCAGUUAAAAUGCAAUCCGUCUAUCUAGAGCCAUAUGGCUGCUCUCCCCAAUGUAUAAUGGAGUUUCUUUUCGUAUUUUUCUUUCAUAUAUAUAAGGAAUACGAUAGAAAAAGAAAUUAUCCAAUUCGGUGCAGUCGUUUAGGAGUUCUGCGUUUACCUACAUACAUACAUUUCGGCUGAUCGAUAUUUUUUAAAUAUGGUUUAUAUAUCUACUAGCGGACCCGACAGACGUUGUCCUGUCUACACGUCUGAUUAAUUAAAAAAACAUUGUCCAGAGGACAAAAUUGUGAAUCUAAACCAUUCUCAGAUCCCCUUGAACACACACAAAAAAUUUCAUCAAAAUCGGUCCAGUCGUUUAAGAGAAGUUCAGUGACAUACACACUUACAGAAGAAUUAUAUAUAUAAAGAUAUAGUUUCUUUGUUAUUUUGACUUAGAAUUGAAAUAUGAAAUGUUUUUAGUAAUGGAAAUAUAUGAAAUACAAUAAUUCAGUUUGAUUUUAGCUCCUUUUUUAAAAGAAUGGUGCAAUAUGUUGUAAAAAACAUUAUUACUGUUAGAGCUAGACUUUGAACAUAAAGAUCCAGGUUUGAUUUUCAGCCAUGUACUAUGUAGGGCUUUUAAAAUCUUUAAUUUGAGUCUGUUUGUAUAGAGUGUAUUUUUAUGUGAUAGCAAUAGACUUGCUUAUGGGCAGACGUGCUCCAUCGUAGGCCGCAUCAUCACUUACCGCCAGGCGAGAUAGUGGCCAAGCGUCAACUCAUUAAAUAUCAAAAUUAAAAGACUAACUCGCGCACUCAGAGUCAUUUAAUGGUUACUUAACCCAGUCCUUAUCAAUUGUUUUCCAUACAAAAUCGUUACUAAGGAAUAGUUUAAGUAAGCAUUAAAUGACUCUGAGUGUGGCCGUCAGCCCCUAUUACAUGGGACUUAUAACAUAACUGAUGAAAAGUCUGUGUAACAUUGUAUGUGUGCACCUCUGCCUACCCCUUUGGGGAUUAUAAGGCGUGAUGCUGUAAUUAUACUGUUCUACCUAUCACAUGAAUAAAAUUAGGCGUUAUGUUUUUUUUUUUCGUAUUUAACUGCGGACCAAGUUAAUUAUUAUGCUAUCGGCUUACUCACGUAACUGUUUGACGAGGAACUCGACUAGUUUCAAGCCAUGCUAGAGGCUCAUAUUCAUGAGCAGCAUUCCGCGACACACGACGCGGUGACUGUCGCGCUGCUACUGGCGACUCGAGUUUUGCGUUCUGUCUGGUAUCACACCCACUUUUCGGCGGCUACGUAGGUGUCGGGUUCGAAUCCCGGUUCACGCAAAAACGGUGUUACAUACUGCGCUCACUGUAUCACACUCCAGACCCGCAACAUUGUAGGCUGACCCAGAUUUUGAAUUAGUCGAGUUCCUCGUCAAACAGUUACGUGAGUAAGUCGAUAACAUAAUAAUUAGUUUACUAUGUCUCACGAAAGUUAUAAUAAAAAUGCGGACCAAGUGUUUUUUUUUUAAAUUGUUAUAUGUUUUAAUGCUUUUUCUAUUUAAAAUUUCUUGUCUUUAAUUUUGGAGUUCCGUACUACAUUUUUUUAUCUUGAUAUCGGUACGGUGCCAAAAUUCGGUUCACGCUUGACCGGCUUUUAGGCGUGUAAGCAGAGGUAUUGCCUCUUAGUCAUAGAUAAAAUAUAACUUAACCCGUGCUAUGUCGGAACGUAGAUCUAGCGAGACACAAUGUGUGUUAUUGUGUCUCAUAUAGGGUGACUGGUAAUUAGUGAACGAUAUUUAAACACGUGAUUGUACUCAUGAUUACAAACAACUUUCCCAAAGAAACUUUUUUGUAUGCUCAUUAGUUUUAUUUUUAUCACAAUAAACAAACAACAAAAAUUCAUUAGCACUGCACGUGCUUUCGCAUGAUCAGCUGUUAGCAGCGAGGCGUCCGAGCGCGCAUCAUCGAAACUUUACGCGCGCGUGCUAAACAAAUUUUGUUUCCUUAUUGUGAUAAAAAUAAAACUAAUGAGUAUACGUAAAAAGUUUCUUUGGGAAAGUUGUUUGUAAUCAUGAGUACAAUCACGUGUUUAAAUACCGUUCACUAAUUACCAGUCACCUAUAUAAUAUCGGCAGACAAGAGGUUAAAUAAUAAUGGGAUUUUAAUUUAUUUAAUGAAAUGCUUUAAUAAUUUCUUACUUUUUUAAUUUAGUUGUCAUAAGCAUGAUAGGUGAGCCAGAUGUCUCAGUUUUGGUUACCGGGUAGAGUAAAGUAUUAUUAGAUUUUUUAGUCUGCCUUGUUGGUCACAAGUGCGACUGCCGGGGCAAGGGAUCUCGACUUCGAUUCCCGGGCAAUUACUGGGCUUUUAUCGGAAUUUCGAAAAUUUCUCAGUAGUAGCACGGAGUCUGGAAUUAUACCCAGUAUAUGGUAAUGAACUCACCCCCUAUUACAUGGGACUUAUAAGAUAAAUGAAUAAUGAAACGUUAGUGUACAUUGUAUAGCGGCAUUACGUGCCGUAAUGUGCACCUAUGCCUAUCCCUUCAGUGAUAAAAAAGACGUGACGAUACAUUUUUUCAGUUUCCGAAAUUUCUAGCAAAAUGAAUAAAUGAUAUUUAUUUUUGCAAAUAGGUUACAUUGUAACUCUUUUACACGUCAAUCUCUAAAAUAACUAAAUAAAGCCCUAUCUGUCUUUUACUUUAAGAGAAAUUCUUAAUAAAUACUUUUCAUUAAAUAAAUUAAAGUCUUAUAUAUUGUAAAGAUUAAGGUAUAUUGUAAUUAUGAUAAUAAUGUUAUUAUAGAAAAAAGGAUGGUACUGAUUUAUUUUGUCAUUAUUGUUUCUUUCUUAUACAGUCGACUCUCGUUAAUUUAAACCUUUGAUAAGUCGAAACUCUCUAUAAUUUGACAUUAUCCCAAUGUCCCUAAUAAGUCUCUAUAUAUUUCGAACUAAAUCAAUACAUUUUUAUACACUUAGCAAUAGGGAUGAUGACGGGGUAUAUAAAUUAAAAAUCUAUUUAGUCCGUCAGUUAGGUAAUGAAAAAAUAUUAGACACUUAUUUUUUAUUUUGUCAUAUAAGAUACUUCGAUAAAACGAAUCAAAGUUUAGGAGUGGGAGCAAAUACGUCAUUUCUACGUACAAAAUGUACAUAGAAAUGACGUCACGCGAUAUUUCAAAUCAAUAUAUCUUCGAAAGUAUUGGUUUCCGUGAGAAAUUAAUAAAUACGUAUCUAAUAUUUUAAAAUAAUCUACAAGACGGACAUUAAAAAAAAAUAGUCAUCUACCAUAUUCAUAGUUGCGAGUCCACCCAGUUUCGAAGUAACUAGAGUCGACUGUGUAUUUAAAUUUAUUACUAUAUUAUAUGUAAAUCAUGCUCUGUAAAGUUUAAGUUUAGUAAAGUUCACUUGUUUUGGCUAUGCAAUCAAAAAAAUAUUUUAUUAAAGUAAUAUUUUAGAGCGAUGUUUUAUGUGCAAGACAAAAUUAUUGUGGGACACGUAAAGUCGUAACAUAAUUGUACGUAGUAUGAGUUAUGGCCAAUCAAUACCCUUAGUACGAGUUUGCUAUAUGUUUAAAGUAAUCGAAACGAGAGCGUUCGACGCUGAUUGGUUGGUUUUUUAGAGCCGGCCAUCCAGAGCGCCGAACGCGCUCUCUUUUAAUACAAACCACUGCUUAAUCUUCAAGAAAACAACAGCCUAUAAGUAGCCACUGCUGACCAAAGGCCAAUUUUCACACGGAGAAGGUUUGACUAUCAAUCACCACGCUUGCUCAAUGCGGGUUGACGAUUUAAAACUUACAUAUAAUUAGAAAUUAUAAGUCCAGGUUUCCUUACAUGUUUCCCUUCACCGAUUGUCAGUAAAUAAACUCAUACUAAGCCCUCAGAUGGUGAGGAUACUUGAUUGCCGCAGUAGCGUCUUUUAAAAAAAUAUAUGUGGUCCCGUCUUGUACUAAAACUAUUCGCUUUAACCAAAGUCUUUGUAAAACAUUAAAUGUAUCGUGUAAGAUAAAAAGAAUAUGUUAUUUUCAAUUUUAAAAUGUUUAUAUUUUAAGAAAAUAUAUGAUUAUCCAUA
Spodoptera frugiperda (fall armyworm) is the source of this 6115-nucleotide messenger RNA. It is a transcript of the gene Snx6, whose product is annotated as sorting nexin-6. Gene Ontology annotation, biological process: phagosome-lysosome fusion involved in apoptotic cell clearance. Gene Ontology annotation, molecular function: phosphatidylinositol binding. The record is from RefSeq and is a predicted model, not a curated record. The coding region runs from base 164 to 1579 and encodes 471 amino acids. NCBI's taxonomy places the organism in Eukaryota, Metazoa, Arthropoda, Insecta, Lepidoptera, Noctuidae. The transcript is spliced from 13 exons.